This is a messenger RNA of Medioppia subpectinata, 979 nucleotides long. Lineage: Eukaryota; Metazoa; Arthropoda; Arachnida; Sarcoptiformes; Oppiidae. The record is from the annotation of a GenBank genome assembly.
UUAAUUGUGUUUCUAUACAUCACUUUAAUUGACAGUCAAAAGUCUAAAUCGUCUAAAUCUUCUAAAUCAUUAAAAAACUCGAAGAAUGAUACUAUCAAAAAGGAGAUCCCAUUUAUACAGAAAUUCUAUACGAAGACAUUGGGAGAGAUUAAGGUUGACCGGAAGAAGGGUCGACUCCCACCCAAAGGAUCGAUACUUAACUGUAUAGUCAAGUGUUCGGCUCUUCACGGAUGUCAUUGCGUUCGAAUUAACGUCGAGACGAGUGAAUGCAAUACUUUUGUGUCCACUGUUGACGACCCGAACUCUGAACGAAAUACAUCCGUAUUAGAGAAAUAUGUUUAUUACACUAAUAAUGGGAACAGAGAGGGAAAUAAUGUAAAUCUUGCGUUGGGAAAGAAAGUGACCCAAAGCUCGACAUACAAUCAAUUUCGGGCCCAAAAAGCUAUCGAUAACGACAAACGCACUGAGAGUAAGACAAGUGGAGGCAAAGAGAAGCGAAGAAGUACUCUUCCAUGGCUUCAGAUCGACAUGAAAGACGAUCACGUCAUCACUGGUGUUAUGUUACUAUCGAGCGAUGAGAAAUCUGUGCACGACUUUGAGAUCCGAGUGGGAAACCGACAAAUCAGUAAAUCAGAAAAGGGAACUCAUUUUAAAGAGAAUCCCGUCUGUUAUGCCUACGAAGGCAGCGAUUUUCUCCAGAAAGCAAAACCUAAAGUCGUUAAAUGCGAGCCGUGUCCUCUGAUGGGAAGGUAUGUGACCCUUCAGAUCGUGAAGAACUGCACCGAUUGUCCCAAUCCGGGAGACAAUUACCUAAAUUUGGCUGAAUUAGAGAUAUACGGAUAUAUUCCCAAAUAAAGAAACAUCAAAGUUAUGUUUACUAUCACUAGUGAUAUCACAGAUUUUAUGAGCAUUUAAUUGUUUAAAUAUUUGCUGAAUUUAUAGCUAAUGUUAAUCUAAUCAAAACAAUAAUAAAAAGCAC